Megalops cyprinoides (Indo-Pacific tarpon) is the source of this 2188-nucleotide messenger RNA. It is a transcript of the gene nudt19, whose product is annotated as nudix (nucleoside diphosphate linked moiety X)-type motif 19. NCBI's taxonomy places the organism in Eukaryota, Metazoa, Chordata, Actinopteri, Elopiformes, Megalopidae. The coding region runs from base 91 to 1314 and encodes 407 amino acids. The record is from RefSeq and is a predicted model, not a curated record. The transcript has 3 exons. Gene Ontology annotation, cellular component: mitochondrion. Gene Ontology annotation, molecular function: hydrolase activity, acting on acid anhydrides, in phosphorus-containing anhydrides.
AGAGAAACGAUCAGGAUAGGUUAUGAAGGGAAGGAAACACAUCGGCAACAUAAAAAUUGCAUAAUAUGUAUAGCUAAACAGAACAUUAAAAUGAAUACAGCACUGAAGCACUGGAAGGAGGCGGCGACAGUGAUUUUAACUGCUGGGACGAGGUGUAGACCUGCUGUUGACAGUUUGAAAAGAAGUAAAGUCCCUUCACCUUUAAGCUGCUCCAAGUCGGAACUACCACACAAGUCUGUUUUUGACUAUGAGGUGUUGUUGCUGAAGCGAAGUGGUAAAAGCGGGUUUAUGCCUAAUGCUUAUGUUUUUCCUGGUGGAUUGGCGGACUGCUCGGAUUUUUCCAGCGAUUGGCUUGAGACUUUUCAGUCCUUCCGGCACUCGCCGAAUUUUGGUUUAGGGGUUGUCAAACAGUCUCCAGAGACUAGACCGCCUAUAUUUGCGACGGACCGAGUAAAACUAGGUUCUCCCAUACCAGGGGAAGUUGCCUUCAGGAUCUGUGCCGUGAGGGAGACAUUCGAAGAGUCAGGUGUACUACUGGUUGUACCUAAAAAUGAAGAGCAUAGUAUUGUUAAUAGUUUGAAUCAAAGUGGAGACAGCAACAUUCCACCUUCCCUUACGAGGAUAACCGAAUUGUGGGACACGCGUGAACUUGCUAAGUGGAGGUCCCUGGUAAUUGAGAACCCUUUUAAUUUUAUUCGUAUGUGUAAAGAACUUGACUGCAUACCCAACAUAUGGGCAAUGCACGAGUGGGGCAACUGGCUGACCCCCACAGGCGUCUAUGGUAAAGAGAGGAGGUACGACACCGCCUUUUUCAUUUGCUGCUUGCAGGAGACUCCACAUACCGUUCAAGACGAAAAGGAAAUUGUACAUUUUAAGUGGUCCACUCCCUCUGAGGUCCUGCAGCGCUACCAGGCCCGGGAACUCUGGAUAGCACCACCGCAGUUCUACGAUCUUGGCCGAAUGUGUCAAUUCCCGCAGCUGCAGGACCUGCACAAUUUUGCCAGGAUUAGAGCCCUGGAGGGAUGUGAACAGUGGCUGCCAGUACGACUGGUCUCUGCUGACUGUUACAUAUCCCUUCUACCAGGUGAUGGGCUGUAUCCAUCAAAAAUGGACAGAUCAGGGCGAAGCGAUGUGAACUUGAGCACAGAGAAGAGUUUCAAGGAGCUGCAACAGGAGAGCUCAGUCCUGCACCGCAUUGUGAACUUUGACCUUUACACCUCAUCUGUCCACGUGAACAUCACACCCAAGUACAAGCACCUGCUGCCCAUUGGUGCAGCUCAGGACUGCUCCUCAAAGUGCAAGAGCCAGCUCUGAACCAUUGUGGCGGACACCCAUACCACCUCAGGACCUCAUGGCAAAACUGUACUUGUCUGCACUGAAUGUAUUUUACUUCCUUCCCCUCACAUGCAGUGAAAUAUGCAUUUUAUGAAUGGUAGCUCUUCUGAAUUAAUACUUUUGUUCAAAAUGUCUGUUUUGACAAGGUGAGCUUAGGUCAGGGAUCUGGGUUAAUAUUCAGAGAUGCCAGUUCGACGUCCCACGUGCAGCACUGUUCUUCAUUUGAUCAAGGUGCUUAACCUGACUUGCUUCAAAGAUUCAGCCUUCUAAAUGGAUCAUUUGCAAUAAUUUAAGCUAUAUACAUUACCUUGGAUACAACUGUGGUAGACUAAUAAUAAUAAUAAUAAUAAUAGUAAUAAUAACAGGAACAACAGUAUUAAUAAUAAUACAAUAAUAUGCGUGCAGUCAGUCAUUACAGCAAACAGGUAGCAUGAGGAGGACAUUUGUGUAUCCUAUAUUUAUUUUUUUGUGUGGAAUUGUGUUCUUUAUGAGAGAUUCUUGCUGCAUACCAAAUUGCACACCGGUAGAACAAAGGCCUACUGAUUGAUUUAAUCUUGAAUAUUGACAUACAGAGUUGUUGUUGAUCAAAUUUCAGGCCAUUCCAGCCAAACAUUCGACAGGUUGUUUUGUUUGCUACACAUUAUAUUUAUGAUCACCAAAAGCACGAAAUUCGAAGGCUUAUGGCAGCCAUAUUUUUAAAUAUUACAUUAAGUUUUAGAGACAUGUUUCCACGUGUGGUACAGUACAGGCGUGUUAAAUUCAUUGUCAUUUUUAGACAAAAAUAUCAUAUGCAUAAAUCCUUCAAAUUGAUUGGCUUAUGGUGGUGACUUUGUCAAUGUAGGAAACAUAAUAA